CCUGUACAGUAAGGACCCAAUAUGGCAGCGGCGGUAGCAGUGGUAACGGCAGCAGGAGGACCGGCCGCCCCAUAGACCGCCCCCCGCGCACCACCCCCGCCGCUUCCUCUGCUUGGGUGCUCCUCCGGCCUGACUUCCCCUUUCUCCCAUCUUUCCCGGCACCGCGGGAAAAACAGCGCAGGGCAGAGCAAGCAGGGAGGGCGGCCGCAGCCCGGACACGGGAGCCUCCCAGUCAGUUCAAGACCCGACAUGAGGGAAAAGGGCCGUAGGAAGAAGGGCAGGACCUGGGCGGAGGCCGCCAAGACGGUCUUAGAAAAAUAUCCCAAUACACCCAUGAGUCAUAAAGAAAUUCUUCAAGUUAUCCAGAGAGAAGGACUAAAAGAAAUCAGUGGAACUUCCCCUCUUGCAUGCCUGAAUGCAAUGCUGCACACAAACUCCCGAGGUGAAGAGGGCAUCUUCUAUAAGGUUCCAGGUAGAAUGGGAGUGUAUACUUUGAAGAAAGACGUGCCGGAUGGGGUGAAAGAGCUAUCAGAAGGUUCAGAAGAAAGCAGUGAUGGUCAGUCAGAUUCCCAGAGUUCUGAGAACAGCAGCAGCAGCAGUGAUGGUGGCAGCAACAAGGAGGGAAAAAAGAGCAGGUGGAAAAGGAAAGUAUCGUCUAGACUGUCACAACCUUCCUCUCCUCAGUCAGGCUGCCCAUCACCCACCAUUCCAGCAGGUAAAGUCAUUUCUCCGUCACAGAAGCACAGCAAGAAGGCACUAAAGCAGGCUCUAAAACAGCAACAGCAGAAGAAACAGCAGCAGCAGCAAUGCAGGCCAAGCAUGUCCAUCUCCUCCAACCAGCACCUCUCUCUGAAGACUGUCAAAGCAGCCAGUGACUCUGUAGCUGCCAAACCUGCAAUAUGGGAAGGAAAGCAAUCUGACGGACAGUCAAGCAGCCCUCAGAACUCAAACUCUAGCUUUUCUUCUUCAGUUAAAGUGGAAAAUCCUUUGCUAAGCCUGGGAAAGAAGUCAUUCCAGAGGUCUGACAGGCUUCACACAAGGCAAAUGAAGAGGACUAAAUGUGCUGAAAUUGAUGUUGAGACACCAGACUCCAUUCUGGUUAAUACAAACCUACGAGCCCUAAUCAACAAACACACCUUUUCAGUCCUUCCUGGAGAUUGCCAACAGCGACUGCUUCUACUACUUCCAGAGGUGGAUCGACAGGUUGGUCCAGAUGGUCUGAUGAAGUUAAAUGGCUCAGCCCUUAAUAAUGAGUUCUUCACUUCAGCAGCCCAAGGCUGGAAGGAAAGACUUUCAGAAGGUGAGUUUACACCUGAGAUGCAGGUGAGAAUUCGACAAGAGAUUGAGAAGGAGAAAAAAGUAGAGCCUUGGAAAGAACAAUUCUUUGAAAGCUACUAUGGUCAGAGUUCUGGCCUGAGCCUUGAAGAUUCAAAGAAAUUGACAGCUUCACCCAACGAUCCCAAAGUAAAGAAAACCCCAGCUGAGCAACCAAAAUCCAUGCUUCCUUCAGAGGCCUCUCCUGUCAGUAUAGUCCCAGUAAUUCCCCAGUUAGUGUCUAAAGAAGAAGUACUGCAACUGCCAUCAGCAGUCAGAAAAGAAGAGCAUGAAAGCCAAGAUAAGAUGCAGCCGAACUCCAAAUCCCCAGAGCCCCUACUUUCCUCAGCUACCAAUACAAAUGAGCUUAGCAGCGUUCCUCCCAUCAAGUGCCCAAAGGAUGAGGCUCUCUUGGAGCAAAAGCCAGUUGCCUCUGCUGAACAGGAGUCUGAGAAAGAGAAUCAUCUCACUACAACUUCAAAUUAUAACAAAAAUGAAAGCCAAGAAGCUUUAGUUACAUCCCUGAGCAAACCCAAGAGCCCUGGGGUAGAAACAACAGUAGUGAAGCCCAUAGUAGAAGCAGGUCUACAGGAGACCACUAUGAAAGAGCCUCCAUCAACUCUGGCUGAUCACAGCCCAGAAAGCCUCAAGAGGAAAUCUUCUGUCACCCAAGAAGAGGCCCCUACAAGCUGGGAGAAAAGACCACGUGUCACUGAGAAUCGCCAGCACCAGCAGCCAUUUCAAGUCUCCCCACAGCCCUUUCUCAGUAGAGGGGACAGGUUCCAGGUGCGGAAAGUACCACCUCUCAAGAUCCCGGUCUCCAGAAUCUCCCCCAUGCCGUUUCCUACAUCGCAGGUCUCUCCCAGGGCUCGUUUUCCAAUCUCCAUCACUAGUCCUAACAGAACAGGAGCCAGAACUCUCGCAGACAUCAAAGCAAAAGCCCAGCUGGUCAAAGCACAGAGGGCAGCAGCUGCUGCUGCAGCCGCAGCUGCUGCAGCCGCCUCAGUUGGAGGGACCAUUCCAGGACCUGGCCCAGGGGGUGGACAAGGUCCAGGAGAGGGGGCUGAAAGGAGAACUGCUAGAGGAGGGAGUCCAGACUCAAACAGAGUCAGUGAAACUGGAAAGGGCCCCACACUGGAACUGGCAGGAACUGGAAGCAGGGGAGGUACGAGAGAGCUUUUACCCUGUGGUCCAGAGACUCAGCCCCAAUCUGAGACCAAGACCCCAGGCCAGGCACAGUCUCACAGUGUCUCUGGAGCACAACUACAGCAAACCUCCUCAGUGCCUCCACCGUCUGCCAUCAGUGGAGCGUGCUCAAGUGUCCCGUCACCAGCCCACGCUAACACACCCCCACCAGCUUUAGGGAAAGUAAGUAAUGAAAAACUGAAUCCCACCAGGGCGGCAGCCACGGUGGCCUCUCUUAGCCACCCACAGGGGCCCAGCAAUGGUAGGCAGGAGAAAGCACCUCCUACUCCAGCAGAUCCUGCUCUAAUCGCAGGUGCCUCACCUGUUCAUUUUGCAGUCAAUGGCACAGUUGAGCCCAAAGCAGGUUCUAGUAAGAACACACCAAACCCUCCAGCCUCGGCAGAGAUAAGUGCUAGUGCUUCAGUGGAUAUGACUCCCUCCCCGUUAACAUCUUUAUUAACAACAGCCUCUUUAGAGAAGCUUCCUGUACCCCAGGUCGUUGUAACCAUAGCACCUACUGGAUCAGCUCCAUCCUCGAGCACUUUGCCAGCAGCUUCUAGCCUUAAGACCCUGGGAGCUUCUUCAAGUAUGAAUGGACCCAUUUCGAGGCCAAGCUCUAACAUCCCUGCUAAUAAUCCUUUGGUAACUCAGCUGCUGCAAGGCAAAGAUGUUCCCCUGGAGCAAAUUCUGCCUAAACCUCUCACCAAAGUUGAAAUGAAAACUGUUCCACUAACUACAAAAGAGGAAAAGGGGAUGAUGAUAGGAGCACUCGCAGGUACCAGCGUAACAGAAAAUAGUACCAGAGAGGAAGUUAAUGAGAGACAGUCCCAUCCAGCUACACAGCAACUGGGUAAAAGUUUGCAAAGUAAGCAGCUCCCCCAGGUUCCAAGACCCCUUCAGCUCUUUUCAGGUAAGGAUCUAAGGGACGCUAGCAUUGACACACACCAAUACCAAGAAGGACUAAGUAAAGCAACCCAAGAUCAGAUUCUUCAGACACUCAUCCAAAGGGUUCGGAGGCAGAAUGUUCUCUCGUUUGUGCAGCCCUCCCAGUUCAACUUCACUCACUCAGGUUUCCAGUUAGAGGACAUCUCCACAAGCCAGAGGUUUAUGCUGGGUUUUGCUGGCAGAAGGACAUCCAAGCCUGCAAUGGCAGGUCACUACUUACUUAACAUUUCCACCUAUGGCCGGGGUUCAGAGAGCCUUAGGAGGACCCAUUCUGUAAACCCCGAAGACCGAUUUUGUCUAAGUAGCCCCACUGAGGCCUUGAAAAUGGGAUAUACAGAUUGUAAAAAUGCUGCAGGAGAUAGUAGCAGCGGUAAAGAAGAUGAUACUGAUGAGGAAAGUACUGGUGAUGAGCAAGAAUCUGUCAUGGUGAAGGAGGAGCCGCAGGCUUCCCAGAGUUCUGGCAAGUGUGAAGCAAGUUCAGGACCCCACAGUAGAGAAACCCUAUCCACCAGUGACUGUUCAGCUAAAAAGAAUGUGAAGGCAGAGACACCAGUGCCUGAGCAAACCACUUUAAGCAAGGAAAAUUACCUGUUCACUAGAAGCCAAACGUUUGAUGAGAAGACCCUAGCCAGAGAUUUUAUUCAGGCAGCACAGAAGCAGAUGGCUCACGCAGUGAGAGGUAAGACCGUGCGGAGCAGCCCCGAGCUUUUCAAUUCUACUGCUCUUCCUCUACCUGCAGACAGUCCUACCCAUCAGUCUCUACUCCUUCCACCACUGCAAACCCCAAAGCUGUAUGGAGGCCCCACACAGAUUGGGCCAAGCUACAGAGGCAUGAUCAACGUCUCCACCUCAUCGGACAUGGACCAUAGCGCUGCUGUAGCGGGGAUGCCUGACUGUAGCCAGGUAUCUAGCAAUGUCGGCGAUGUCAUGUCCUUCUCAGUGACUGUCACGACCAUCCCUGCUAGCCAAGCUAUGAAUCCCAGCAACCACGGCCAGACCAUUCCUGUUCAGGCCUUUCCUGAAGAGAACAGCAUAGAGGACACACCUUCGAAAUGUUACUGCCGAUUGAAAGCCAUGAUCAUGUGCAAGGGGUGUGGAGCCUUCUGCCACGAUGAUUGCAUUGGCCCCUCCAAACUGUGUGUCUCCUGCCUUGUCGUUCGGUAAUGAGACUAGAAGGAGAACACACUGUAAAGGAGGCAGGAAGGGGGAAGGGUUGACAGAUGUGGUUUUUGACUUCUUUUGGAAUCACAGAAAUAAACUAGGUGUCAGUUGUCUUAAGAGACAAGUGUUACUUAAUCAGGAAUACAGAGUACAGAUCUUACAUUUUAGAGGAAAAGCACCUUGUAUAGUAAGUCCAAGUCAAGCAAGACUUUGUGAAUUUGUGACAAGUUUGCACUUACAAAAUCAUGUAAAUAUGUCACAUCUUGUUUUAACAUUUUUCCAGGUGUUGAGGUAAUAUAUUACUUUGACUUCAGAUUGAUGUUCCAUUUCAUGUGACUUUGAAAAGUUUAAUGCCAUGCAUGGUGAAAGGAAGCGAUUUCCCUUCUGCCCUUUAAGAGGCUAGGAAAAGAAAGGAGUGAGGGAAUGGUCUGAAGAAAUGACCAUUCAUGUUGAUUAUGUCUGACUGUCUGACUGCAGGCUUUACAUAGGUUAUUCAGCCUUCGCAGGAGUGGAUUCAGGGUUUACACCGUCCCUUUACCUUAGAUGGAACCUUCUCAAGUUCAAAUUUUUGGUGAUAAGGUAUUAAUUUCACAGGCAGUACUUCAGACUCUGAAAAUUCUGACUUGGUUCUUGGCUUCCAUAAACCAGUACUAUUGCCAGGCACUCUGCUUGCAGUUUGUGGAUCCCUGCUUUUCCCUAAUCCCACCCCCUUGCCCUGAAGCAGCGAGCGUGGUCCAUGAAAAGUUUGCCUCGCUGGGCCCCUUGGGUUACCAUCACCUGUGCAGGGCAGUAAUUCCAGCAGUAAUCUCCGAGGAUUUAGUCAUUCGUGGGAGCUUACAAACAAGUUUGAAAUACUAGCAUAAAAUUAACAGAAAAGUGUUAGUGAUAGGGCGAUUUGAACUAUGUGUUUUGUUGGGUAAGCAGAGUAAAGGUGCAGAAACUGUUGAACUGACCAUAAAGAACUUUGGAAAACAAUUUUAACACUAGAAACAAAGUAGCCCCUCUCAUCCUCUUCUCUCCCAACCUGUUACCUAAUGUUCUACAGUCAGCUGUUGCUACAGGUAGAAAAACUCAUUAAUACCACAUUUGCCCAUUCUGUUAAACCUGUUUUGACCUCCCGGGCAUCUGAGGAAUAUGGGAGUAAUCUUAUAUAUUACUCUGAACAUACACGUGUGCGUGCACACACACACAGUAAAAGUCAGACACUUUUCCUGUUUUAGAAAACAUGUCCCCUUUCUUGGACUACUGAUCUCUACGCACUAGAAAAUUCUAAUGUAAAGGGGCUUUAGUGAAUGACUUAGGGAACAUCUAGAAAGGAAAAGAAAUCAGCUGCAAAUUUUCAUUGUUUGUUCUUUUUUGUUUCCUUUUUGUUGAAUCCUGUCUCUAGUGACUAAAGAAUU
Eubalaena glacialis (North Atlantic right whale) is the source of this 6005-nucleotide messenger RNA. RefSeq names its product ASXL transcriptional regulator 2 (gene ASXL2). The transcript is spliced from 12 exons. Gene Ontology annotation, molecular function: peroxisome proliferator activated receptor binding; DNA binding; chromatin binding. Lineage: Eukaryota; Metazoa; Chordata; Mammalia; Artiodactyla; Balaenidae. Gene Ontology annotation, biological process: positive regulation of transcription by RNA polymerase II; animal organ morphogenesis. The record is from RefSeq and is a predicted model, not a curated record. Gene Ontology annotation, cellular component: PR-DUB complex. Bases 250 to 4608 code for a protein of 1452 amino acids.